AUGGUGGCAAAAGCAACCAGAUACGCCGCAGCAGGCCCCUCGAGUAUUAAGCACAAGGCGCUCAACACCGCCGUCAAGUAUGCACCGUUUGGCGAUCAUGACGACGUGGCCAAUACGCUCCGCAAGGGCUGCUGGCGAGCUCGCGACGUCCUCAACUUUACCGUGCAGGCAUUCUACAAGCGCAACGAAGAUGACCGUCUCUCAGAUACGCAGGAAGCAGCUCGCACCCAGUUUAUCAAGGAUUAUCGCACCCAGUGGGUCCAGUUUGACGGACGUGAGCUUCGUGACGACCCCGUGGAGCCCACGUACAAUGAUAUUCUCGACUUAUACAGACAACAUCUUGACAAGUAUUACUUCUUUAGCACAUUGUCUGACUACCGACUGGCUGUCCAUGCCUGCAACACCAACAGUGGUGAUGACUGUUUACCAAUCGAGAGCUGGCAGGAACGCAGGUUGAUCAUCCCAACCAGUAACCGCAAAACCGUCUUUGAUCUUCACGAGGUUCUGGCCGUCCUCUUGCACGAGAUGACGCACCUCUACCUCCAGCUCACCGUUUGCAAGUGCAGCGACUGCAACGAAGGCAUGCUCCUCGGCGUGGGCGCGGCGGACGAUCAGCAUGGUCCCAUUUUCCAAAUGCUGCACCGUCUCAUCCUGAGCGACCUCCGCAGCUGGCAUGAUCAGCUGGCCAAAUUCGACGAUGACGACUGCCCCGAGAAGUCUGUCAGUCAGUAUUCCCUGGAAUGUCACGACGCGGCGUGCGAAGGUUCUACCAAGAGCUGGAAGUACAGAUACAAUAACAAGGCUCACAAAAAACACUGGAUUUCAUUGGUGGAGGAGAGCGACGUCGUGUCUGUCAGAGUCCGCAAGGUGCUUCGGGAUUCUCACAAAGCGCUCGAGGCUAAACUACUCAAAGCGGAUGAAAAGAAGGACAAGAGCGCCAAAAGAGAAGACUCUGCUCAGGGUUCGAACAAGUACAAGGAUUCAGAUGUAGAGUCUGACGUGGCUUCUGAUGAUUACCGCUACGGCGGUGACUCCAGUACGUCUGGUAACAAGGGCAAAGGUAAGGCCAAGCCAGAGUCUAGCAAGACAACGAAGGGAAGGAAGAAGCGGGUCGUAUGGAAAAAGCAGCUGGAAGAGUAUGAAGAGGACACUUCGGCUAGUAGCAAUGAUGAAGGGGAAGGGUCUGCUGAUGAUGACGACAAGGGCGGGUCAUCAAAGUCAAGCAGCAACACCAACUAA
Pestalotiopsis fici W106-1 is the source of this 1239-nucleotide messenger RNA. RefSeq lists its product as uncharacterized. The coding region runs from base 1 to 1239 and encodes 412 amino acids. Lineage: Eukaryota; Fungi; Ascomycota; Sordariomycetes; Amphisphaeriales; Sporocadaceae. The transcript has a single exon. The record is from RefSeq and is a predicted model, not a curated record.